Molecule: messenger RNA, 1591 nt
Organism: Coregonus clupeaformis (lake whitefish)
Lineage: Eukaryota; Metazoa; Chordata; Actinopteri; Salmoniformes; Salmonidae
Product: eukaryotic translation initiation factor 3 subunit I
Exons: 11
Coding region: 121-1107 (328 amino acids)
Biological process (GO): cytoplasmic translational initiation
Cellular component (GO): cytoplasm; eukaryotic translation initiation factor 3 complex, eIF3m
Molecular function (GO): protein binding; RNA binding; translation initiation factor activity
Source: RefSeq, a predicted model, not a curated record
UACUAUCGUUCCUUUUCCGCUUUCGCCCCGGUUCCGAGUAACACGAGUCCUUGUCCUUUCUCGUUUUUUGGGAGAAAUAACGAUUACAACGGAUAAAGCGACUAGAGUAAAGCUUCGGUGAUGAAACCCAUCCUGCUACAGGGCCAUGAGAGGUCUAUCACACAGAUCAAAUAUAACCGAGAGGGAGACCUGAUCUUCUCUGUGGCCAAAGACACGGUAGCGAACGUGUGGUACUCUGUGAACGGGGAGAGGCUCGGCACUUACAAUGGACACACUGGAGCUCUGUGGUGUGUGGACUGUGACUGGGACACCAAGAAUGUGUUGACAGGAUCCGCAGACAACAGCUGUAGACUAUGGGACUGUGAGACGGGUAAACAGCUAGCCAUGUUGAACACCAGUUCAGCUGUCAGGACCUGUGGCUUUGACUUCAGUGGCAACAUCAUCAUGUUCUCUACAGACAAGCAGAUGGGCUACCAGUGUUUCCUCAACUACUUCGACCUCCGCGACCCCCAGCAGAUCGAGGACAACCAGCCGUACCUGACGGUGCCCUGCCCUGAGUCUAAGAUCACCAGUGCUGUGUGGGGGCCUCUGGGAGAGUUUGUUAUCGCUGGUCACGAGAACGGAGAGAUCAACCAGUUCAGCGCCAAGUCUGGAGAGGUGCUGAAGAAGGUGAAGGAACACAACAAACAGAUCAAUGACAUCCAGACCUCUGUUGAUCUGACCAUGGUCAUCACCGCAUCUAAAGACUGCUCCUCUAAGCUGUUUGACUCUACAACUCUAGAUCACAUCAAGUCACAUCAAUCCUUCAAGACAGAGAGACCCGUCAACUCUGCUGCCAUCUCCCCCAUCAUGGACCACGUGGUGAUGGGAGGAGGUCAAGAGGCCAUGGAUGUUACCACCACCUCCACCAGGAUCGGCAAGUUCGAGGCCAGGUUCUUCCACGCAGCUUACGAAGAGGAGUUUGGCAGGGUCAAGGGUCACUUCGGACCCAUCAACUGUGUAGCGUUCCACCCAGACGGCAAGAGCUACUCCAGUGGAAGUGAGGACAGCUACACUAGGAUCCAUCACUUUGACCCCCAAUACUUUGACUUCGAGCUGGAGGUGUAAACGGAAGAGCAGCAGCGAGACUCCCCUCUAUCAACAUCACGUCAUCUAUCUUCUCAGCUGAUAACAGUAGUAAUACCACACAGGCUAUACUCAGGAAGACUUCUACAGACUGGGUAAAGGACACCAGGGGGUGCAUCUCAAGUCUGCCAUAGCGUCCUCUCUCUUUGUCUUCUGUAUCUGUACUGAUCCGAGAACUCCGGAUAGGUGAUGGGAUGUGGAUGACUACCUGGAAUCAUUUGUCAGUUGUGGAUUUAAAAAUGGGUGAUUGAGGAAAGGAGGCCACUGAAGACUAUUGAGAUGCACCCUUAGCGAUGGGGUAAUUUAGGCCUCAGAAUCCGGACAUCACUAAUAAAUAGCCCAACUGGAAUGUUUAGAUUGCCUUGGCUGACAGUAUAGAAACAGUUCCUUUUGUUUUUACUCCUCUCCACCAUUCCAGUGUAUUUAAACUGAUUCUCUAAAAAAUAAAUGGAAUUUGGUUAAAAUA